Drosophila bipectinata is the source of this 1081-nucleotide messenger RNA. Its product is annotated as GPN-loop GTPase 2. Gene Ontology annotation, cellular component: cytoplasm. Lineage: Eukaryota; Metazoa; Arthropoda; Insecta; Diptera; Drosophilidae. Gene Ontology annotation, molecular function: GTPase activity. The record is from RefSeq and is a predicted model, not a curated record.
CUCAAUUUGGUCACACUGACUCGGUUUUUGUUUACAUUUUUGUGUUUGUUUACAUUUUGCUUCUCAAGAGUUGUCCGAUAUGCUGCAACCACUCCCGGCACAUGCUACGGUAGAGAAUCCCCGAUAUGGCCAGCUCGUCAUCGGCCCUCCUGGUUCGGGAAAAACCACUUACUGCGGGGAGGCCCUUAAGUUCUACCGCGAACUGGGUAGGCAAGUUGGCGUCGUGAAUCUGGACCCGGCAAACGAAAAUAUGGCUUACGAGCCGGUGCUUAACGUAAUGGAACUAAUAACCGUAGAGGACUGCAUGGAACACCUGCAGCUGGGACCGAACGGAGCACUCAUGCACUGCGCCGAGUUUCUGGCAGAGCACCUGGAGGACUGGUUACUUCCAGCACUACGCAAACUGAGCGCCAGUUACAAUUACUUUUUGUUUGAUUGCCCCGGCCAGAUCGAGCUGUACACACAUCACAGAGCUAUGGCCCAAGUGUUCGAGCGUCUGGAGCGGGAGCGGUAUAAUCUGGUCACCGUGAACCUGAUUGAUUCACACUAUUGCUCAGAGCCGGCUAAAUUUAUAGCCACGCUGCUUAUGGCCCUAAACACAAUGCUGCGCAUGAGCUUGCCGCACGUGAACGUUCUGUCUAAAGCUGACACGCUGCGUAAGCAUGAGGCUAAGCUGCACUUCAACGUGGACUACUACACGGAUGUGCUGGACAUUAAAUACUUGUUGGAGAAGUUGGACGACGAUCCCAAGAUGCGAAAAUUUCAAAAGCUGAACGAGGCAAUUUGUUCUAUGGUGGAGGACUACGCUCUGGUGUCUUUCCAGCUAUUGGACGUAUUCAGCACACAUAGCAUGCUCCGUCUUCGGAACCACAUCGACAAGGCGAAUGGAUAUAUCUACAAAGCGGGCGAGGAACAGACUGUAAACUCGCUCAUGGCUUGUGCGGUUGGGGCGGAGGCAGAAGCCAUACGCCAGCAGAACGACGUCCAGCCCUAUGUUGAGUAAAACUAGGAAGCUUUAAAACUAUUUCCAUGAAUUGGAAAAUUAGGGAAGAACUAAACAUUUCAAUAGGAGGAAGUCGAC